UACUCAAUGAAAAGUAUAAAGGUGCAAAGAUUGGACUCAAAAUGAUAAAUCCAGCACCAAAGCCAUCAGUUCGAAGAUUAUCAUCGUCUAACCUCUCUCAGUCAAAUGAUGAUGAAAUGUUUAGGCAAGUUCUAGCGGAUCAUGAAGCUCGACAAAAUGAAUUACUUGGGGAAAAUCAAAAAUUACGUGAUCUUUUGUACGAGAUGCAAACGAAAUUAACCGAGUUUCUUCAGACUCAAACCCAAAUGACACCCAAACGGACAAUGGACAUAGAUCCAGAGUUUCUCGGAAUUGAAACACCAGAAUCUUAUAAUCCACAAGCUGCGAAAUUUCAUCUUCCAUUCGGAAUGUUUGGUCAAAAUCUCGAAGAAGAAGUCGACCAACUUCUUGAAACACUCAAACAUGAAUGGAAUAACAGGCCUGCUGGAAUGGUCGUGGAACUCGAAGAAAAGGAAAACGAAAUAGAUAAACGUGAUUUGGUAAUUCAACAAAAAGACCGAGAGAUACGCGACAAAAAUAUCGAGAUUCAAAGGAAAGACGCGGAGAUAAAUCAACAGAUGAGUGAGUUGAAUAAGAAGGAGAUGGAAAUACAACAACGAAUUAUGGAGAUCGAGCGAAAACAAGAAGAGAUACAACAGCAACAGAUUGAAAUAGAUGUGUUGAAAGAGGAGCUUGAGGGAGCUAAAGAUUACGCGAAAAAAGCUCACGAUUUACUCGAAGAUCAGAUUGAAAAUAAUUUCCACGAAGGAUUACCGGAUCAUUCAAUUGAUGAAACUACUAUACCCGAGUAUGACGAAGAAAACAGAGAUCUAAUUAAAAAACGGGAACAAUUGAAUACAGAACGCAAAAAGUUCACUGAACAGUUAAUACGGCUGGGCAAAGACCGAGAAAUGCUUCUGCAAGAGAGAGUUGAAUUCGAAAUUGAAAAGAGAAAUUGGAAGGCGGCACAUCCAACACCAGGACGGUCCUUGGUGAUCCCUUUGGGCGAUCAAACGAUAUUUGGAAAAUACACGCCAGUUCGUGCUCAAAAUCAAACAACACGUUAUUUCAUAUCUAAAGAUAGUCCACUUACACCAUUCCUCGAACGAUAUCAAAGAGAACUCACAACCCAACAUUAA
Ambispora leptoticha is the source of this 1118-nucleotide messenger RNA. Lineage: Eukaryota; Fungi; Glomeromycota; Glomeromycetes; Archaeosporales; Ambisporaceae. The record is from the annotation of a GenBank genome assembly.